GAAGCCUUGAAUAAUGUAAAACUUAUUUUUUUUUAGGUGUGAAUCCUGAGGUGGCAGUCAUGCCUUGGUUCUGUAGUUGGUGUCUAAGAUUGGUUCUGACUGAACCCUGACCUGUGGCCAUUCCUCAAAGGGUACCCGUCUAAGUCCACUUGACGGUCUUCAGUAUGGACACCAAAGGCCAGAGUAGCACCUUCAGACGGGCCUCCCUCAAAUGCACUCCAUCUGGCUCGCAGAAGGCACAGAAAGCUUGGAUUGAGAGGACCUUUGUGAAAAGAGAAUGUGUUCGCAAAUUUCCCACAAAGGACCCUGCCAGGGGCCCCCCGGACCGACCGGUCUGUUCUGUGUGUCUACGUAGAUGUUCCUGUGAUCAGCUGACGUCGCAGCACGUGGCCAUCCCCGCCGGUGCCAACUCCCUAGAGGAAGCGAACCAGCUGGUGCAGAUUGACACCCCGAAGGAUAAAUGGAGUGUGAUCAAGCACACCAGGACCUACCUGACAGAUGCCUACGGCCUGAUUGAGUUCCAGAGCGGCGGAUUCAUCAACAAGGCCAUGUAUAUUAGAGUCUCCUAUGACACCAAACCUGACAACCUCCUGCAUUUGAUGGUGAAGGACUGGCAGCUGGAACUGCCAACCUUGCUCACCUCCGUCCAUGGAGGUCUCCAGAACUUCGACCUGCAGCCCAAACUCAAGCAAGUGUUUGGCAAAGGCCUGAUCAAAGCUGCCGUCACCACAGGAGCUUGGAUUUUCACCGGUGGGGUCAACACAGGUCUGGGUCAGGGGGUUCCUCUAGUGUGCAUGAUAGUGGAGGGAGGCCCCAACGUGAUCUCCAUCGCUCUGGAGAGACUGAGAGACGAUCCGCCCGUCCCCGUGGUGGUGUGCGACGGCAGCGGCCCAGCUUCCGACAUAAUAUCCUUUGCACACAAGUUCUCAGAGGACGGAGGGAUGAUCAAUGAUGAUGUCAGAGAGCAACUUUUGGUAACUAUUCAGAAGACCUUCAACUAUAUUAAAAGCCAGUCCCGGCAGAUACUGCUCAUGGUUAUGGAGUGCAUGAAGAAAAGGGAACUGGUGAGUAGGAGAGUAAACUGAAGGUGUUGAUAUCUUCAGGCUAUUCCAAGUCAUUUUUCUAAAUAACACGUCUGUGUCAAUAAAUAAAUAUCUCUGAGUUGUGAGGCAUCUGGUCUCCAGCGUCAUUUAUCCACUGCACUCAUCUGUGUAUGUCCAUUAACAUAUUGAAUAAACAUAAUCCCCACAGCA
Gasterosteus aculeatus aculeatus (three-spined stickleback) is the source of this 1253-nucleotide messenger RNA. The record is from RefSeq and is a predicted model, not a curated record. Lineage: Eukaryota; Metazoa; Chordata; Actinopteri; Perciformes; Gasterosteidae.